This is a messenger RNA of Marchantia polymorpha subsp. ruderalis, 1803 nucleotides long. NCBI's taxonomy places the organism in Eukaryota, Viridiplantae, Streptophyta, Marchantiopsida, Marchantiales, Marchantiaceae. The record is from the annotation of a GenBank genome assembly.
UGCAUUUCACUAGCCCCGCUGAUCCGGGGUCAUUUGGGGUUCAGCUGCCGGGGGCUAUUAUUUAAUUUAAUUCUUCCUCGUGGUGACGAGAAACAGCGAAGAGGAAGUGGAAUUGUUACGAUGGCAGAAAACGCAACGAUUGUCUUCGUGUCGCCGAAGAAAAACGAGGACGGCGAUUUUGCGCAGUGCGUCGAUGCUGAAAUGCGUGUGCGGUCUUCUUCGCCUGCUUCGGACACUUCUGCGUCGUCCGCGUUGACAGAGCAGAGGGCGAUUGACGAUGGAACGGAUGCGGAGUCAGUUGUUUCUUCGCCUGCUUCUCGGAUAGUCGAGCUUUCGAUAGAGAGCAAGAACGAUAGUACAGUGCGUCCUGUCGGCCGGAUUUCCGAGGGAUUGCAGGUCUCUGUCUCUUUUGAAGUGAUGGACCAGACUUGCGGCGAUUCUCCUGUCUUUGUUUCGUGCGUGGAGCGAUCCUGUGGGCAAUUAGAGUCUCCAGCUGGUAGGGUGCUGAUUGCCGCUGUGACUGACUGGUCGGAGAAAGAAAAUCCCUGCUCUCCGCGGACUCUGGAAAAUGAUCUGAAUGCUUCUCCGAAUGUACUUCGUGCUCCUAUGAAGCCUGCCCGCAUGAGUAUCUUGAAUCAAACUUUUCGAACGGCCUCAGUCCGUCGAAGGUUGAAUUUUGACGGUUUGUGAGAAGCAAUGCCCUGCUUAUCUCCACUACAUCUUGGUCUUCAUUCCGCCGGUCGGAAUUCCGUGACCGAUGGCUUGGCUUUGCUGCCUCGGCAGUUCUUUAGGUUUACCAGCAAUAUUAUCUUUCUGCGUAGUAAUCACCGCAGCUUAGAGUACCAUAAUUUUGUGUAUAUGACUUGGUAAGAUGUACCAUCCCAAUCCUAGAAUUUUAGUUCAGGUGACCUGAUCUCCUCCUGGGCGAAGGAGGAGCACUGUACAUGAAAGCUUCUUCACGGUUUGCGCUCAAGAAAGACGACACAAAUUCUUGACAGCAGCUCUGAUGAAGACACUCCAAGCACGACUAUAAUUUCUACACGAGGACGGGUCAUUUGACAGGAUGAAAGAGGGUAUCUCCGUCACCGAGAUACAGCCAGAUUAUUUGUGUACAGCGUAAAUGCGGAGAGACGAUGAUGCGGCAUUAUGCCUCGUCCUCAGAUCUCCAGCUCUCGAGCUGAAGAAGACAAGAGGAUGACUUCUUUGUUCUGUCGUCUGUCAUCACGCCAAACUUUCAGUGAGAGGAUUCUUUUGAUCAGCUGUUCCUCUUCUUUGUAGCAAUGGAAUUCAUGUUCGAGAGGGGAACUUGUGUAAGACGAGAUUCCAAGCAUUUGCAAGUCGGCCAGUCGGUGGUCUGGUCUUGUCCGGCGAAUUUCGAGUUAGUUUCUGGAUGCAGAAAUGCCGAUAGUAACCAGGUCGGAAUCGGAGAAGGAUUUCCAAUAUGUAGUACAGAGAAUGCAUUUGGAACAUGUAGAUGUGCCUGAUGGUUGCCUCUAAAAGGAUACACUUUAUCUCCUAAAUCUAAAGCUUUUUAAGAGGCGUCGAGGCUAUCGGGGGUGAGAUACUUCAAGGAGUGUAUGCGGAGAUCACACGAGUUCAGAAGUUUACCUUCAAGGAGUAGGAACAGUUGUAAAUUUGUAAAGUUCCCAAGUCGAAUUUAGGACAGGAAGUCGUGCUAAUUUACUCAAAGAUAUACUAUCGUGAUUCUUUCCAAUUUUCUUCCUCUCUAGUUGAACCACUUCAUCUCGAACUCCCAAGCCAUGUAACAACUUUUCAUUAAGUGAAGGCAGUCAUAUUGUAGGU